AUGGCUGGCAUCGAGAAACAACCCAUCGGCAUGGAGCGUCUGAGCGCUGUUUCCAGUAUGCACCACAACGAAGAGAAGUCAUCCUAUGCCAACCACAACACCCCUGCAAAACGGGUAUUGUCCAACGUGGAAAAUGGAGCAUUGCGAGAGGGUACACCGCUUACGCUGCUGUCCGUUGAGUGCAUCGGACUGCUGGCCCAAUACGCAGGGGUUGGAUUCCUCACGGGUAUCAUUCCCGGUGUCAUCUAUCCUGUGCUCCAGGGGUACCUCAAUGCUGAAGGAACCACUGUCGUGUCCGCGACUGUGCUCGUGCAGAUUCCAUGGUGUUACAAAAUGUUCUUUGGCGUGAUCAGUGACUGUUUCCCGGUCAUGGGCUACCGCCGUCGUCCGUACAUGGUCAUUGGCUGGGUGUUUUGUGUCGCGGUUCUUUUGGUCAUGGCAGCGAUGGACAUCCCUGAUCCAUACUACGGCGACGCUGCAAUGCACUUCAUCAACGAGGACAAGUGGACUCUGGACCAAAUCGCAAGCAUUAAUGCGCAUGCCCCGAAUUCUGCGGCCAAGUACGUGGUGCCUAUGAUGCUCGCUUCGUUUGGCUACCUCUUGUGUGAAGUGGCGGCUGAUGCCAUGGUUGUCGAGUACGCGCAGCGCGAGCCCAUCGAGCAGCGUGGACGAGUUCAGACAGCCGUGUACACUGUCAAGACGUUGUUUACUGCAGUAGGCGCGGCCGUGAUCGCUUUCUUAAUGAACGGAGAAGAGUAUGCCGGCUCAUUCAGUUUUGCACUCUCGUUCCAGCAGCUGAUGAUGAUCACAGGCAUCGUUUGUGCGCCCUUGGUUCCGGUUUCGUGGUUUUUGCUGGAUGAAGAGCGCGUUACCGAUAAACCGUCGGUUGGCAAGUACAUAUCGUCUUUUUGGACGUUGCUCCAGAAGCGCGCUAUUUAUCAGAUCGUGGCGUACAAGUUCUUCUCCGGCGUUUUGAACAGCUUCAACAUCGUGUCCUCAAGUAACAUUAAGCUGUACUGGGUUCAUGCAACUCCUUUCAACAACAGUUUCAUGACCAUUGUGGGCACAGUCUUCUAUGCCAUCACCCUGACAUUAACGGGCAAGUAUGGACUUGACUGGAACUGGCGGACGAUUAUUAUCGUCACCAUGUGCGGUGCUCUGUCCAUUGAUGCGUUCAUGACAAUGUUCACUGUGUGGGAUGUGGUGCGAAACCAAUGGUUCUGGCUUGGUGUGCCCAUGAUUGAGUAUCUGCCCGACGGUGUCCGCUUCAUGAUUGCCACCUAUGUCGUGGUAGAGUUGGCUGAACCCGGGUAUGAAGGUGCAUUGUAUGGCUUACUGACUGCAACGACUAACCUCACGGCACCUUUCGGUCGCUCCAUGGCCAAGCUGGUGAAUGCUCAAUUCCAUGUUUGGCUGAAAGACAUUCAGGCCGACACGACGUUGGUGCGUCGUGACGUGACAAUCACCAUCUGGAUCUGCUAUUGCAUGAAGUUGCUGUCGCUGGCACUUUUGCCGCUGCUGCCUCGCCAAAAGGCUGAGACGCAGGAACUGAAGCGUACAGGUGGUUCCAGUCGCGUUAUGGGGAUCAUCACUGUAGGGUACUUGUCAUUUGCCAUUGUCUGGGCGACAUUGGUAAACCUCCUGUCGAUGUACACGACUACGAUGUGCUGGAAAAUAACGGGUGGGUGUGCACCAAAGUCGUGA
This is a messenger RNA of Peronospora matthiolae, 1704 nucleotides long. Lineage: Eukaryota; Oomycota; Peronosporomycetes; Peronosporales; Peronosporaceae. The record is from the annotation of a GenBank genome assembly.